Messenger RNA from Gymnogyps californianus (California condor), 4413 nucleotides. RefSeq names its product cell division cycle and apoptosis regulator 1 (gene CCAR1). Gene Ontology annotation, cellular component: nucleus. The record is from RefSeq and is a predicted model, not a curated record. Bases 104 to 3553 code for a protein of 1149 amino acids. Lineage: Eukaryota; Metazoa; Chordata; Aves; Accipitriformes; Cathartidae. Gene Ontology annotation, biological process: regulation of DNA-templated transcription. The transcript is spliced from 25 exons.
CGCUCGGUGCGGGAGGCUCGGAGGGGCUGGCGAUGGCUCCGGCGAGGCGCCGCUCAGAUUGCAGUUAUAGAAGAUAGACACCCAGGAGAUUUUGCCUUUCGCCAUGGCUCAGUUUGGAGGACAGAAGAAUCCCCCUUGGGCUACUCAGUUUACAGCUACUGCAGUAUCUCAGCCAGCUGCUCUUGGUGUACAGCAGCCAUCGCUGCUUGGAGCCUCUCCUACAAUAUACACCCAGCAGACGGCAUUGGCAGCAGCAGGCCUAACUACACAAACACCAACGAACUAUCAGCUAACUCAGACAGCUGCUUUACAGCAGCAAGCUGCAGCUGCAGCAGCUGCAUUACAGCAGCAAUAUUCACAACCUCAGCAGACUCUCUAUAGUGUACAGCAACAGUUGCAGCAACCUCAGCAGACCCUUUUAACUCAGCCAGCUGUUGCGCUACCUACCAGUCUUAGCCUGUCUACUCCUCAACCGGCAGCCCAGAUAACUGUUUCUUAUCCAGCACCCCGGUCAAGUCAACAGCAAACCCAACCGCAAAAGCAGCGUGUCUUCACUGGGGUAGUUACUAAACUACAUGAUACAUUUGGUUUUGUGGACGAAGAUGUCUUUUUUCAACUUAGUGCUGUUAAAGGAAAGACACCUCAGGUGGGUGACAGAGUUUUGGUAGAAGCUACUUACAAUCCUAAUAUGCCGUUCAAAUGGAAUGCACAAAGGAUCCAGACGCUUCCGAAUCAGAACCAGACACAAGCUCAGCCGUUACUGAAGACACCUCCGGCAGUUCUUCAGCCCAUUGCACAGCAGACUGCAUUCAGUGUUCAGGCACAGCCGCAGCCACAGUCCUUGUUGCAGGCACAGAUAUCAGCAGCUUCAAUCACACCUUUGCUUCAGACACAGCCUCAGCCAUUACUGCAGCAGCCACAGCAGAAAGGUGGUUUGUUACAGCCCCCUGUUCGUCUAGUUUCACAGCCUCAACCAGCUCGAAGAUUAGACCCACCAUCCAGAUUUUCUGGGAGGAAUGACAGAGGAGGAGACCCUAUGCCAAACCGAAAAGAUGACAGGAGUCGUGAAAGAGAACGAGAGAGACGUAGGUCCCGGGAAAGGUCACCCCAGAGGAAACGCUCCAGAGAGAGAUCACCUAGACGAGAGAGGGAGAGGUCGCCUCGAAGACCACGACGUGUUGUUCCUCGUUACACGGUUCAGUUUUCCAAGUUUUCAUUGGACUGCCGUAGCUGUGAUAUGAUGGAGCUGAGGAGACGUUACCAGAACUUGUAUAUCCCAAGCGAUUUCUUUGAUGCUCAGUUUACAUGGGUGGAUGCUUUUCCUAUGUCUAGACCAUUUCAGCUGGGAAACUACUGUAAUUUCUACGUAAUGCACAGAGAAGUAGACCCUAUAGAUAAAAACGCUGCUGUCCUUGAUCCACCUGAUGCUGAUCAUCUGUACAGUGCAAAGGUGAUGUUGAUGGCUAGUCCUAGUAUGGAAGAUCUCUAUCACAAGUCAUGCGCGCUGGCUGAAGAUCCCCAAGAACUUCGUGAUGGAUUUCAGCAUCCUGCUAGACUUGUAAAGUUUUUAGUGGGUAUGAAAGGCAAAGAUGAAGCUAUGGCUAUUGGAGGACACUGGUCCCCAUCACUGGAUGGACCUGAUCCAGAAAAGGACCCUUCCGUGCUGAUAAAGACGGCUAUUCGUUGUUGCAAGGCUCUUACAGGGAUUGACUUAAGUGUGUGCACACAAUGGUACCGUUUUGCAGAGAUUCGCUACCAUCGCCCUGAGGAGACCCACAAGGGGCGUACAGUUCCAGCUCAUGUGGAGACAGUGGUUUUAUUUUUCCCGGAUGUUUGGCAUUGCCUUCCCACCCGCUCAGAGUGGGAAACCCUCUCCCGAGGAUACAAGCAGCAGCUGGUCGAGAAGCUUCAGGGUGAACGCAAGGAGGCUGAUGGAGAACAGGACGAAGAGGAAAAGGAUGAUGGGGAAGCUAAAGAGAUCUCUACACCUACGCACUGGUCUAAACUGGAUCCAAAAACAAUGAAGGUAAAUGACCUUCGCAAAGAAUUAGAAAGUCGAACCCUUAGCUCUAAAGGACUGAAAUCUCAGUUGAUAGCUCGACUGACAAAGCAGCUGAAAGUAGAGGAACAAAAAGAAGAGCAAAAGGAGCUAGAGAAGUCUGAGAAAGAAGAGGAAGAGGAGGAGGAUAGGAAAUCUGAAGAUGACAAAGAGGAAGAGGAAAGAAAACGUCAAGAAGAAAUGGAACGUCAGCGGCGGGAGAGACGAUAUAUUUUGCCUGAUGAACCAGCAAUCAUUGUACAUCCUAACUGGGCAGCAAAGAGUGGGAAGUUUGACUGUAGCAUUAUGUCUCUUAGUGUUCUUCUGGACUAUAGAUUAGAAGAUAAUAAAGAACAUUCCUUUGAGGUAUCAUUGUUUGCUGAACUCUUCAAUGAAAUGCUUCAGAGAGAUUUUGGUGUCAGAAUUUACAAAGCACUGAUUUCUCUCCCAGAGAGGGAGGACAAAAAAGACAAAAAAAGCAAAAAAGAUGAGCGAAAAGAAAAAAAAGAAGAAAAAGAUGAUGAAACAGAUGAUCCAAAACCUAAGAGGAGAAAAUCUGGAGAUGAUAAAGACAAAAAAGAAGAUAGAGAUGAAAAGAAGAGGGAAGAUAAAAGGAAAGAUGAUUCUAAAGAUGAAGAAGAAACUGAAGAUGACAAUAAUCAAGAAGAAUAUGAUCCAAUGGAAGCAGAAGAUGCUGAAGAUGAAGAUGAAGACCGGGAUGAAGAGGAAAUGAACAAACGGGAGGACAGAAGAGAGGGAAAUAGGCAUUGUAAAGAGAGGUCGUCUAAAGAUAAGGAGAAAGACAAGACGCAGAUGGUAACUGUUAAUAGGGAUCUUCUGAUGGCUUUUGUUUAUUUUGAUCAAAGUCAUUGUGGAUAUCUUCUGGAGAAGGACAUGGAGGAGAUACUGUACACUCUUGGACUACACCUGUCACGUGCUCAGGUCAAGAAGCUACUUAAUAAAGUAGUGCUUAGAGAAUCUUGCUUUUACAGAAGACUAACAGAUACUUCUAAAGAUGAAGAAAACCAAGAAGAGUCUGAAGAGCUACAGGAAGAUAUGUUAGGAAACAGAUUACUGUUACCAUCACCUACUAUAAAGCAAGAAUCAAAAGCCAUAGAAGAAAAUGUUGGCCUCAUUGUGUACAAUGGAGCUAUGGUGGAUGUUGGGAGCCUUUUACAAAAGCUGGAGAAAAGUGAAAGAGUGCGGGCAGAGAUAGAACAAAAGCUUCAGUUACUAGAAGAAAAAACAGAUGAGGACGAAAAGACCAUACUACAACUGGAGAAUUCUAACAAAAGUCUAUCUACGGAGCUCAAAGAAGUAAAAAAGGACCUUGGCCAACUGCAAGAAAAUUUGAAGAUCUCGGAUGAUAAAAAUUUGCAAUUUGAGGGUCAGCUGAAUAAGACAAUCAAAAAUUUAGCUACUGUUAUGGAUGAAAUACAGAGUGUUCUUAAACAGGAUAUUGUGAAGAACGAAGAUAAAGAUCAGAAAUCCAAAGAAAAUGGAGCAAACGUAUGAUAAAACUGCUGCUGUUUAGAAGAAUGGUGUUACAUAAUGUAAUAUAAAUCAUGAUACCAGAAUGUAUGGGAAGUGAUGCAUGUUUGAUUUUAGUAGUAUAAAUAUCUUAGUUCCAAAAGAUGUAUAAAGUUUUAUGAAUGUGAGUGUCUGCUUCUGAAGAUUGCUUGUAAUUCUUAGCCUUCAAUUUGAGACACUCCUCAAGUGAAAAUAAUUUUGCAUUGCAAAAUGUUUUAGGAUGAACUUUGUUACAGUUUUAACCCUAAUAAAGUUCAUCAACGUAAUGAACAGUAGCAAGUAUUUAAUUACCAAAUGUUUUUCAUUAAAGUCUAGUGAAAUCAAAAUUUUCGUUAUUUAUAGAAUUGCCAUUUUUAGGUUUUUAUUUUUAUUUCGGUCUAAUUAGUCUUUUUAAAUUCAAAUAUAAAUCACAAAAUAGCAUGCUGCUUAAUUUUGCAAGUAAAGAUUUUUUUUUUUAAAAAAAAGCUUCUUGGAUUUUUUUUUUACUUGUCGCAACUUUCUUUUCCCUUCCAAAUGUAACUUUCUUCCCCAAAGCUGCUUGUAUUAAAGCCUCAUAAUAUACAGUAGUUCAGAUGAGUUAAGAAAGCAAUAGAAACCUACCAAAAUACUGGUAGAGUUGUGAGAUUUAUAUGACAAUACAUGGGCCUGUUUUAAAUGUAUGUCAUUUGUGUUCCUUUAAUUGUUCUUAUCUUUGGAUUAAUAUAUAUGCUCCUUUUUAAUAACAAAUGCAGUGUAUUAAAAUGUAUGGUUGGAUACCAGGCCAGUAGAUGUCAGAAUAAUGCCUUACAUGGACAAAAAGCUACCAUUGUAAGCCGCCUUUAAUUAAAUUUGGACUUCUUUCUUAA